GAUAUUCACUUACGUGAUACGAUUAACGGCGUUGCACUUGUAGGAAUCGUCAGACGAACAAACGUAGAAUUGGAAGUUCCUGUGGAUUUCCGUGGAGCCUAUGACUUUUCCCGAUCAUGUUCCGCAUUUCGAAGCAGCUGUUAUCCGUCGCAGCAAGGUAGGAGGCACAACGUUUCGGCCUUCGAUGAUACGUUCGCCGGUUGCGAGCGACGAGUUGGUUGUGCUGGUUACUGGUCGCGUGUGUCUGUCUCGUCGAAGCCAGGUACAAGAUCAGAAGACCCCCGUUACCGCCUCCGCAGCCUUCUAAGCUGCUGUUCAAGAAACCAUGGCCGAUCGCCCAUAGGAUCUCCGUGGGGAACGCGAUGCACAUCAAUGGGAACUUCCCGGCGAAACGGAUGCCCCAGAAGCCACCGAAUUACAGGAUUCGUCGGCCACCGAUGUUCAACAUGCCUCCUGCCAUUUGGAAGAAUCAAAUCCCGAUAAGAGCCUCUUUGAGCAAUCACGCGGUCCUUCCGCAACGUCCGCCGGUCAAGGAAUUCCACUCGGUGAACAAGAUGCCGGAGUACAGUGCGGAGUACAGGCCGGAAGCCGCUAUUCUAUCGCCGACGCACAGGGGCGGCGUCGACGACGACAAAGGGCCGAUUCACACCAUCCCUGCGCCGAAUCUCAGCCCCAUGGACAGACCUUUUAACAACGAAGCGAAUACGGAAGAGACUCAACGUCAGCAGACCACCGACGCUGUUUAUAAAUUUAAUCCGCACGGUUGGUUCGGAGUAUUUCUGGAUCCGCUCCAGCUGAUAUUAAAUAUAUGUACUAUUCUAUCGUUCUUUCUCUUUCGUUUGACGUUCCCCGUAGGUUCCCUGCUACCAAAUUUCAAUCUUGCGACCAUCGGUACGAGUUUAGCACCGCAGAAGACCGUGACGAGUCCAACGCCGGUGCAACAUCAGUACGAAGUGACCGAGAGCAACGACAUCAGCCAGAAGGAAUAUCAGACCGUUCUACCAACGUUCCUGCCGCCGGAAUACGCGACGCUGUCGACGCUAGUUAAUCCCGACUUGCAAACGAACGACGUUUUCUUGAACAAUCAUCCGGCGUCGAAUAUAGGCCUCAUCGGAACGAACAUUCAACUCGGCCAGCCAAACUUGCCCAUGCAAACGAAUCUUCACAGUUCCCUUCACGUUGGUUUCCCCGGUACCGCUGGCCAAACUCCAUACAUCAUAAACCAACAGAUUCCUGAUCUGCACGUCGGUCAUCCAGCUCCGGCUGGACCUCCCCUCUCGGCGACACAGCUCUACGAUCUUCUGAACAGCUUCCCGCAAAAAAUGCAGGAGCAGUAUCAAACUGGUCAACAGCCACAACUUCAGCAGCACAUACUGCAGCAACAACUUGGCCAAUUCUUCCAGCCUACCGGCGUCACUGGUUUCUCACAGCCGCAGAUGCAAUCGUUCAAUUACGACGAGCAAGAUAACAAAGAGCAGCAGCAACAGCAGGUUCUGUUCAACCAGGAUUACGUCGCCGGGAGAGUCAAUACGAAUUACAACGUGGGAUCGGAGACGUCUGUAGACGAGGAAGAGAACGCUGACCUGCAACAGAACGAGGAUCUCGCGUACAUCGCCGAUAGGGACGAACAGUUGGAAAAUAACAUCGAAUACGAGGAGGAAACCAGCAAUCAAAAGGACCAGACGACGUAUUUCAACAAAGUGGCGAACAACGAUGGGAUAUCCACGCAAUUCUACACGACGCUGCCUAAUCGCGAGGCUGCAGAAAAACUGGCAGCUCUGGCAGCUGCUGGAAAUGUUAACAGUCAAUUGAUCGGACAAUUGCGAAAGCAACAACAACAACAACAACAACAGGAGAAUGUACAUAACGACGAAACUAUGCCUCCUAAUCACAAGAACGAAGAGUACAAAACGAACGAACAAAUCAACGACGAUAGUCGUUACGAUGAGAAGUAUCACCAGGAUCGAGUUCAGAAUCGACAGAAGCAACGACAGCAGGAGCACGAACAACAGUUACAGCAAUACGAGGAACGGCAGAAAGAAUACGAUAGACAACAGCAACAGCAACGUCAAAGGCAAAAUGUAUACAGCAACAAACGACCAUUGAGAAUUAUGGUGCCUGAUGAAAAUGAUUACAACAACACCGAGAUACAGAGCGAAGAGCCGAAGGAGAAUACGGAAGUGGAGUACGAGUAUGAGAACGACGAAGCAGCGGAUGCCGGAAGUUCGCAGGUGAACGCGUCGUUCGACGGAAGAACGUCUUACGAUCGAUCGAACGUUGAAUUUGGAUCGCGUUUGAGUUCCAAGACUGGAGUA
Molecule: messenger RNA, 2315 nt
Organism: Heterotrigona itama
Lineage: Eukaryota; Metazoa; Arthropoda; Insecta; Hymenoptera; Apidae
Source: the annotation of a GenBank genome assembly